UCAAGAUGGCGACGUCGACCAGGAAGUAGGUAAACAACCGAACAGGGAGAGAAAAAUAUGGAUUAACCCCUCAAAUACACCCUAUCCGGUGAACAUAAAGGCACAUUGAGUGGUCGUCGAGGGUUAUCGAGGACAGGGGAGUUUAGCUACCGCGCGAAAUGGCUGGCGAAUGACAGGGGUUUGGCACGUGACCGUGUUUCUGCUCGACGUCUGAUGCCCACUCUUGCCACAUCUGUCGUCAUGGACACGGAGGACUUUCUGCACCCUGAGGGCCCUCAGCUAGGGAGCCCGAAGUUCAGCGCACCCAGUUCUCCUCUCACAAGCUCCAUAGAGAGUCAGCUGUUCGCGUCAAACUCAUGGGUGUUUUCACAGCAAACCCAGUACAGCCAGCACUAUCCUAUGCAAUCUGGGAGGCAGCUUCAGUCAAACUCGUCCUCUGUGAAUCUGGACCUGUCUGACAUAGACAUUCACGACCUCGUGAGGAACGGAGACUUCUCCCAGGAUUUGUCGUGCAUAGAUGAGCUGUCCAACACGUCUUUGUUCUCCUCGCCGUCUGACUCGCUGUCGGAGUAUGCAGACCCCUCUGGGUUUAGCAUCGAUAGUGUGGCACAGUUACCCACUGAGGUCACCAUGGCACAGAUGUACUGGGAUAUACCCGGACACAGUCAGAGACAACAGCAGAAUUUGGGCGCUUUUCCUGGUAGGCUUGAUGACAUCAGUGCGAUCCUGUCUGCAUCAGUGGCGGGACUUAAGGCUGCUCCGCCCCCACAGGAGGAGGAAGUGGAGGCAGAUGAGGAAGAAACUGAGGAGUUAGGGCAUGUAGACACGUACGCCGAAUACAAGCCAUCGAAAUCUACUAUUGGAAUCUCUCACCCUGACAUUGUGGUGGAGACCAACACGCUUUCCAGCGUCCCUCCUCCUGACAUAACGUACACACUGUCCAUUCCAGACAGCACCAUCAGCUCCGGCAUGCUGUCAGCCCUGCAGCUGGAGGCCAUCAUCUACGCAUGCCAGCAACACGAGGUGAUUCUUCAGAAUGGUCAGCGAGCGGGUUUUCUGAUCGGAGAUGGAGCUGGGGUUGGGAAAGGCCGCACUGUUGCUGGGAUCAUACUGGAGAAUUUCUUAAAGGGACGGAAGAGAGCACUAUGGUUCAGUGUCUCGAAUGACCUGAAGUACGAUGCUGAGAGAGAUCUGAAAGACAUCGACGCUCCCAACAUCCCUGUUUAUGCUUUAAAUAAGAUUAAAUAUGGAGACAUGGCUACCUCAGAGGGCGUUCUGUUCGCCACAUACUCAGCGCUGAUCGGAGAGAGCCAGGCGGGCGGCCAGCACCGCACCAGACUCAAACAGAUCUUGGACUGGUGCAAACCCAACUUUGAUGGCGUUAUUGUGUUUGACGAGUGCCAUAAGGCAAAGAACGCAACUUCCACCAAGAUGGGCAAAGCAGUGCUUGACUUGCAGAGUAAACUGCCUCGGGCGAGAGUGGUAUACGCUAGUGCCACAGGUGCUUCUGAGCCAAAGAACAUGAUCUACAUGAGUCGUUUGGGGAUCUGGGGGCAAGGAACACCGUUCAAGACCUUUGAUGACUUCCUGCACGCUAUAGAGAAGAGGGGUGUUGGUGCCAUGGAGAUUGUCGCCAUGGAUAUGAAAGUGAGUGGCAUGUAUAUCGCGCGGCAGCUGAGUUUUUCCGGCGUGUCUUUCCGUAUAGAAGAGAUAACACUGGACGAAGAGUUUAAACUGGUCUACAACAAAGCAGCUAGACUGUGGGCAGAAGCUCUUGAGUUGUUCAACAGAUCAGCAGAUGUUUUGGGUUUGGUGUCUCGUAAGUCUCUGUGGGGUCAGUUCUGGUCGUCACAUCAGAGGUUUUUUAAAUAUCUCUGUAUCGCUGCUAAAGUCCGUCGUCUUGUCGAACUCGCUCAGGACGAGUUGCAACGUGGCAAGUGUAUCGUGAUUGGCCUGCAGUCCACCGGAGAGGCCCGUACUCGAGAGGUCCUGGACGAGAAUGAUGGACGUCUGGACCGAUUCGUCUCUGCUGCUGAGGGUGUUUUCCACUCCUUAGUACAAAAACACUUUCCAACAGAGAAACCCAAGAGAGAGAAAAGUGCCGCGAGCAAAAGGAAACGAAAGCCCAGGAGCCGGCCUUCAAAAUUCCUGAAGCACUGUGUGGAAGUGAGUGGAGUCAUUAAAAUCAGCGACGAUUCGGGCUCGGAUUCAGAUGAGCUCGACAGCGAAUCGAACUCUUCCCCUGAUUCACUACAGGACAACGACGAUGUGAUCUUCGUCAAUCACAUCAACAGCCCUGCUGCUAAACUAGAGGAGCUGAAGCAGAGGCUGCUGUGUAAAAUAGCAGAGCUUGGGAAAGAGCUGCCACUAAACACGCUUGACGAGCUGAUUGACAGGUUUGGAGGACCAGUGAAGGUGUCUGAGAUGACGGGGCGCAAGGGACGUGUGGUGCGUCAUCCUGAUGGUAGUGUACGAUAUGAGACCAGAGCGGAACAAGGCCUCACCAUCGAUCAUGUCAACAUCAGAGAGAAAGAGCGAUUCAUGUCAGGAGAAAAGUUGAUAGCGAUCAUCUCUGAGGCGGCUAGCUCGGGAAUCUCUCUACAGGCGGAUAAACGCAUUCAGAACCGCAGGAGAAGAGUUCACAUGACCUUAGAGCUGCCGUGGAGCGCCGACCGCGCCAUUCAGCAGUUCGGUCGAACACAUCGCUCGAAUCAAGUUACAGCUCCGGAUUAUAUCUUCCUCAUAUCAGAGCUGGCCGGAGAGAGACGCUUCGCCUCUAUUGUUGCCAAGAGACUGGAGAGUCUGGGGGCGUUGACUCACGGUGACAGACGAGCCACUGAAUCCAGAGAUCUGAGCCAGUACAAUUUUGAGAACAAAUACGGCACCAAAGCACUGGAUAAAAUCACUAAAGCCAUUCUAGGACACAUCGACAACAAAGUCCCUCCACCGAAGGGCUAUCCAGGAGGAGAUAUCAUGUUCUUCAGAGAUAUGAAGAAAGGCAUGAUUGAUGUCGGGAUCUUCUGUAAGGAGCCGCGCUUCGGACUGAACACAGAGAAAGACUGCAGCAUCACCAAAUUUCUAAACCGUAUUUUGGGUUUAGAGGUUUACCAACAGAACUCUCUGUUCCAGUACUUCACUGAUAACUUCGACUACCUGAUCGAUAAAGACAAAAAAGAGGGGAAAUACGACAUGGGGAUAUUAGAUCUUGCUCCUGGUAAUGAUGAGAUUCAUGAGGAAACACAGGAGAAGUUUCUAACUCCAGGAAACCCUCAGGAAGGACAGGUCAUGCUUUAUAAGAUCAGUGUAGAUCGGGGAAUGCCCUGGGAAGAGGCGUGCAGUAAAGCCGAGAAAUUCUCCGGAGAUUACGAAGGGUUUUACCUCUCAAAUAAGUUGCGUGGGAGCCAGCCGUGUGUCCUGCUCGCCGAACAGGGUCGCGGGCGGAACCUCAUCCUGUAUAAGCCCAACAUCGGCAAACAGGCUCAUCCCGAGAAUCUCGACAACCUGCUUCUUCGAUACUACAAGGUAACACCUGAAGAAGCAAAGGACUGCUGGGAGAGUCAGUUUGUCUUUUCCUUCACUAACUGCACACAUGCCAACUGGAACGGAAAGUGUAAGAUGAAUGAGCAGGGACAAGAGUGUUUUCUGGGAAUGCGUCUCAGGCAAUAUCACAUGCUUUGUGGAGCACUACUGAGGGUCUGGAAACGAGUGUCGGACAUUGUCUCUGAUGUCACAUGCUCCAGCAUCCUACAGAUCGUACGACUCAAAACCAAACAAAACAGCAAACAAGUCGGAAUAAAGAUCCCUGAAAACUGUGUGUCCCGUGUGCGCGGUGAGCUUUCUCGAAUGGACGAGGAGGUGAAAAAAGCUCGGCGAGAGAGAGAACAACUUGCUAAUGACCAACGUGCUCGUUUACAGCAAGAGAUGCUGGCCAAGUUCAUGAAUGCCCGCAAAAUGUGCACCAACCUGCCCCACGCCCUUCCAAACCACCUUCCAUACCCACGAUCCCUCUUGCACCCUGUUACGAUGCCCAAGAGUGAGGCUGUCAGUGAAGUCCUGGACUUGACCAUCAGUCCGUGUCCCUCACCAGACAUCAAAACCCUGCAGGACGCAGGAAUCAGCCUGAACGGCGUGUCUCUUAAUGGUGGGAUUGCGUGCGGGAGGGGACGCCCAGGCGUGGUAGCUCCAGAGACCUUUGGCCUUGAAGAUUUGAUCUCUCAGGAGCAGCAGAGGAACAAGCAGGUCACAUUGAACUCAAACUCACAUGUAUCGUCAUCUUUCAAUGUCUUGCGACAGCCACAGCAGCACGUUCGCUCGCUGAAGCAGAAUCAUUCAUCACUUGGCAUGUUGGCGCAGCAGCAGAGUGGCUCGCGCUUGCAGCAGGACGUUCAGGCACCCAUGCGGUACAGCACACUUCUUUCGCAACUGCACGGAGGACAGGACAAAUCGCUCAUGCAGCGACUUCUCACGCAAAUGCGGCAGCAAACGGAUGCAUCAUCGCAGUCAACACGCUUAGCGCUGCCCAUACAGCGGAGCAGUCAACAUGCAAAUAUGCUAACGCACAACUCUAAUACAUUGGCACAUUCUUUUGGAAACCACACACCACAACAACAGCUGCAGAUGCAUGCGAGCAAUCACAGGCUCAUUUCUCUCAACAGAACGUCGCAGUCACAGUCGCAGCAGUCACAACCCCUGCAGUUGCAACCCCUGCCGUCACAGUCGCAACACCUGCAGUCACAGUCCCGAUCCCUGCUGUCGCAACCCCUGCAGUCACAGGCCCGAUCCCUGCUGUCGCAACCCCUGCAGUCACAGUCGCAACCAAUGCAGUCACAGUCCCUGCUGUCGCAACCAAUGCAGUCACAGUCCCUGCUGUCGCAACCCAUGCAGUCGCAGUCGCAAUCCCUACUGUCGCAACCCCUGCAGUCACAGUCGCAAUCCCUGCAGUCACAGUCGCAAUCCCUGCAGUCGCAACCCCUGCCGUCACAGUUGCAACCCCUGCCGUCACAGUCCCAAUCCCUGCAGUCGCAACCCCUGCCGUCACAGUCCCAAUCCCUGCAGUCGCAACCCCUGCCGUCACAGUCGCAAUCCCUGCAGUCGCAACCUUUGCCAUCACAGUCCCAAUCCCUGCAGUUGCAUGCAGUUAACAGUCAUUCUGCUCCAGAAAGUGCGGCCAUUCGAAACAAUGACUUUGAUUUCGAUGCCUUGGACUUCGGUUGCUCUUCACCAGUUGCGCAAUUGCGGUACCCGUUCAACUCUCAAGCCCUGCCAUCCUCCACCCCGCCUCCUUUUUCCUCUUCCCUCUUUGCGUCGGUUCCUCCAAACUCGUCCCUGUCGGACUCCAACUCCUCUUCACAUUUCACGGCGUCGUCCUCAUCGUCUGAACAGUCACAUCUUCUGUUACCCAAUGGCCACUGCAGUAUGGACGGCCUCGACGUGCACCAGACACUAGAUCACAUGAUCCACGGAACGUCCCCUGACCACCGCCAGUCUGUCAUCCAGUUUAAAUCAAUGGAGUGGGACGCCACCUAGAGGCUGCUGAUUGGUGGAUGUGUAACUUUGGUGGGCGUGGUCUGUUAGUAGCCAGUGUAACUGCGCACACGUCAAAACUCUCGAUUCGUUACAUUUUGACUGUCGUCUCAGCUCACACGGUUGACGAGUUUAGUUUUCGGUAAGAGUUCGGGAAGACUUUGGGGUUUUUGUUUUAGAUGCUUUCUCCAAGUAAAUCUCAGUCCAUAAGCUAGUUGCAUUCAGCUCGUUAACGUUCAGUGAAGUCAAAUUUGACAAAUAUAGGCAUACUUAAAAUCUAUUCAGUUUUUAUUUGCCUUAUUUGAAGCAAUAGGGCUUUUCCACCCAUCAUUUCACAUAAGAAUGCUCAAACAACGUUAACAUUGAGGUAAUAGAAAAGUUUAUUUAUUAAAACAUUUAUGUACACUUUAGUUUCCUGCUUUUCGUCAUAGGGGUUUUUUUGUCUUUUAAUAAAUGCCUUCUGUUGAAUCAGUGCCUUUAAAUCCUUCAGAUGCAGUCUUGUGUGUGUGUGUAAUAUAUAUAUAUAUAUAUAUAUAUUUCUAGAAAUAGUAGUACUAUAUUAUUUAUUUCAUCGUUGCUCUCCGCUACCCUGAGUUCUCUGCUGCUUCGCAGCGGGCGUGCUAACACGACCGUUUGAUUUGGAACUGCUGUUUGAACCUAUAACCCUGUGAACAUCUAAUUUCUAUAUUCUUCAUUUCAAUCAUCUAAACACAGGGACAGAGUAGUUCACGAUAUCUCUGCUAUAUCGAUGGCUUCGGCUGUAGUCGUGCAGAAUACUUGCCUGCUUUACGGACGGCUAAUUUCUCAGGUAUAGUAUAGAAUCAUCACUGUCCAAACAAAUGAUUAUUUUCUGAAAUAUAACACAGAUGGAACUAUGUGAGCUUUGGGAAUUGGAUGCCAAAUUAUUUAUUUGCAUAU
Xyrauchen texanus (razorback sucker) is the source of this 6441-nucleotide messenger RNA. It is a transcript of the gene sbno2a, whose product is annotated as strawberry notch homolog 2a. Gene Ontology annotation, cellular component: nucleus. Gene Ontology annotation, biological process: regulation of DNA-templated transcription. Gene Ontology annotation, molecular function: histone binding; chromatin DNA binding. The record is from RefSeq and is a predicted model, not a curated record. The coding region runs from base 214 to 5526 and encodes 1770 amino acids. The transcript has 32 exons. NCBI's taxonomy places the organism in Eukaryota, Metazoa, Chordata, Actinopteri, Cypriniformes, Catostomidae.